AUGGCGGACCAAGAGGAGACUUUUGGCCUCCAAAACUCUCCUGGUGGCUCGGAUUCAAGGGAAGUACAGAGCGAUAAUAAAUCAGAGAAACAGAACGGGACCUCAAGCAAAUCCCCGUCGUCGCAGACUACUUACAUCCAGCAGGGAAUGGAGGGAAUAAAAGUCUACCUACACGAGAGGGAACUGUGGAUGAAGUUUCACGAGGUGGGGACGGAGAUGAUCAUCACCAAAGCCGGAAGGCGAAUGUUCCCCAGCUUCAAAGUGAAGGUCACGGGACUAAACCCCAAAACUAAAUAUAUUCUCCUGAUGGAUGUUGUUCCUGCGGACGACCAUCGAUACAAAUUCGCCGACAAUAAAUGGUCCGUGACUGGGAAGGCAGAGCCUGCCAUGCCGGGGAGGCUCUACGUUCACCCGGACUCUCCCGCCACUGGGGCGCACUGGAUGAGGCAGCUCGUCUCCUUCCAGAAGCUGAAACUGACCAACAACCACCUGGACCCGUUCGGACACAUCAUCUUAAAUUCGAUGCACAAGUAUCAGCCCAGGAUCCACAUUGUGAAGGCGGAUGAGAACAACGGCUUUGGCUCCAAAAACACGGCCUUCUGCACUCACGUCUUCCCCGAGACAGCCUUUAUUGCGGUUACAUCCUAUCAGAACCAUAAGAUAACCCAGCUGAAGAUCGAGAACAACCCUUUUGCAAAAGGUUUUCGUGGCAGCGAUGACAUGGAACUGCACCGGAUGUCCAGAAUGCAGAGUACCAAGGAGUAUCCAGUAGUGCCUCGCAGUACAGUGCGACAGAGGGUGGGCUCCAGCCAGAGCCCGUUUAGCGGAGAGGUCCAGGGCAUGGGCACCCCGAGCACCCUGAGCUCCCAGUACUCCCAGUGCGAGAACGGGGUCACGAGCACCUCGCAGGACAUGCUGCCUCAGUCGGGCUCCUACCCGCUGCCGCAUGAGCACAGCCAGGAGUACCACUGCAUCAAGAGGAAGGUGGAGGAUGACUGUCACUCAGGUGAGCACAGCUAUAAGAAAGCCUACCUGGAGAGCUCAUCCAGUGAGGAGGACCAUUACUACCGUCCUGUUGGUUACGCCCAGAGCCUCGGCCUGGCCAGUGGGCCCUACCGCAGUGAAUCCAGCCAGCGGCAGGCCUGCAUGUAUGCCAGCGCAUCGCAGGGUGCUGAGCCUGUUCCCAGUUUGGAGGACAUCAGCUGCAACACCUGGGCCAGCGUGUCACCCUAUGGGAGCUGCUCCGUCACCACCAUGCAGCCGAUGGAGCGGCUGCCCUACCAGCACUUCUCCGCUCACUUCACCUCAGGGUCUCUGGUGUCCAGGCUCGGCGGGGUCGGGGGCCACGCCUCGCCACAGCUGGGCGACGGCCACCAUGCAGCCAUGUACCAGAGCUCCAUGACCCACCAGACUCUGGGCCGCCAGUGCAGUCCUGGGGCUGGGAUACAGUCACCAACAGCCAGCCUACAGGGAAACGAGUACCUCUAUACACAUGGCAUCCCACGUACAUUAUCGCCACACCAGUACCACACUGUACAUAGUGUCAGCAUCAUGCCAGAGUGGAAUGAGAACAGCUAAAAGAGCUUUUUUUCACCCUCAACAGGUGAAAAUAUUAAAAGGAAAAAACUAAAAAGGACCAAAAUAAGGCAGGGUUUAGAUGAAUUUAUAUUUAUAUUUUUAGAGAUGCUGUUCAUCUUAAUGAAAUCGGUGUUGGUUCACUGACAACAGUGGAUAUUUGUGAGAUGGUGUUGACUAGGAGAGAAGGCAUCUGAUCACUUAACUUGUUGUGAUAGCAUCUGCACUUAUGAGAAAAUAACAUAAGCAUGAACCAAGAGGAGCUGGACCAGAAGUUUCGCAAAGACUGCUCAAGUGCAGACAAAGAGAACACAGUGGAAAUGCAGACACUGAUCAGAAGAAGAGAAAUGCUUCCGAUGCUUUCCCACCAAUCCCCUGGUUGAUUGUGUCUUCGUGCAGUGGUGUUUUUUUUUGGAUGUCAGUGUUUCAGAGACAAGGGAAUAUGUUUUCAU
Molecule: messenger RNA, 2027 nt
Organism: Lates calcarifer (barramundi perch)
Lineage: Eukaryota; Metazoa; Chordata; Actinopteri; Centropomidae
Gene: tbx5a
Product: T-box transcription factor 5a
Exons: 8
Coding region: 1-1578 (525 amino acids)
Biological process (GO): regulation of transcription by RNA polymerase II; pattern specification process; cardiac left ventricle formation
Cellular component (GO): nucleus
Molecular function (GO): DNA-binding transcription factor activity, RNA polymerase II-specific; RNA polymerase II cis-regulatory region sequence-specific DNA binding
Source: RefSeq, a predicted model, not a curated record